AUGGUGGAGGGUGAAGGGGAUGCCCAUGAGGGUGAUGGUGAGGUCCAUACUGAAGUUGGAACAAAAAGGGUGGAGGGUGAAGGUGAUGCCCAUGAGGGUGAGGGUGAUGAGGAAGCUAAGGUACAUGAUUUUGAGCUGGAGCAUUUAGGAGAGGAUGAUGAUGCAGAGGACAAUGAUGGUGAGGAUGUACAUGAGGCAGAGAUUGAGGAUGAAGAUGUGGAUGGUGAAGAAGUUGAUGUCAGUGAAGAAAGUCUAAUUGAUGUCAACGUCCAGUGUGACAUUGAGACUUCUAAAGGAAAUGUGAGACAAGAACCUUCUAGUCCAGUAGUUGAGUCUUCACGGUCAACAGAUAAUGUUUGUAUUCAUGAUGUCCGUGGGUUGUUUGACAAUGAGUGGCUAUCAAAGGAGUUGAUUAGUGAAGCAGAUAGUGAGGACAAUGAUGGGUCCACUAAGAUAAAGUUUCUCACUUUUAGUAUUCCUAAAAGUUUUGAGGCUUAUAAAUGGGAAGUAGGAACCUAUUUCGCUGAGAAAAAGGAAUUCACAGAUGCCAUUAGGACUUAUGCACUAAGUAAUGGUAGAAGUUUAAAGUUUAUUAAGAAUGACAAGAAAGGAUUUUUGUGA
Vigna radiata var. radiata (mung bean) is the source of this 621-nucleotide messenger RNA. Its product is annotated as heterogeneous nuclear ribonucleoprotein Q-like. The coding region runs from base 1 to 621 and encodes 206 amino acids. The transcript is spliced from 2 exons. The record is from RefSeq and is a predicted model, not a curated record. NCBI's taxonomy places the organism in Eukaryota, Viridiplantae, Streptophyta, Magnoliopsida, Fabales, Fabaceae.